Nannizzia gypsea CBS 118893 is the source of this 3207-nucleotide messenger RNA. RefSeq lists its product as hypothetical. The transcript has a single exon. The record is from RefSeq and is a predicted model, not a curated record. NCBI's taxonomy places the organism in Eukaryota, Fungi, Ascomycota, Eurotiomycetes, Onygenales, Arthrodermataceae. Gene Ontology annotation, molecular function: protein dimerization activity. The coding region runs from base 1 to 3207 and encodes 1068 amino acids. Gene Ontology annotation, biological process: SREBP signaling pathway; positive regulation of transcription by RNA polymerase II.
AUGAUGGAGACAGACAAAGAACCCCGUCUCGAUGAGACGAAUUCUGCACCGUUUGACCUCGACAUUGUUGAAGAGAGUAUAAACAUGGCCGGCCCGCACAUAGAUCUUACGCCUACACCUCCGGCAGACCAAAGCGACGAACAGUCAAAUGACAAGGACGCCAUGUUUUCCGCGCCUGACGAUCUGACUGCAGACUGGGCCCAGUGGAUGCGCUGGGACGACAUCGAAGACACGAAGCCUUCGCUUUUCAAUAUACCGAACAUACCUGGCUCGACUCUCCCGCAGUCUGCCUUUACUUUCACUUCUGAUGAUGCCAUACUCCCUACCCAUGCGCUAGACCCGUCCAACGGCCCUCUCAGUCUCCCUACUGUUAAGCAACCCUUGGUUUCUACCAUCUUCCCAGAACAUCCGACAAUUGAAACAAUACAACCCGCACCACAGUCCGAUGCUUCUUCCCCACUGGCCCCCUCUCCCACAUCAUCAGUUGGACGAAAGAGAAAGUCUUCCCAUGAUGAUUCACCGGUGAACGACCUUCCUGCCCCUGCUGCUGAUAAGUCAGCUCCCUCUAAGAAACGAUCACACAAUAUAAUUGAAAAGAGGUAUCGUGCCAACCUCAAUGACAAAAUUGCCGAACUACGAGACAGCGUUCCUAGUUUGCGCUUGACCUAUAAGCAGCGUCAUGGCGGAAGCCUCAAAAAGUCCAACGAAGACGAGGACGUCGACCUCACGUCUGGAAACAAGCUCAACAAGGCCUCAAUCCUCUCCAAAGCUACAGAGUAUAUCAAACACCUGGAGCUAAGGAACAGUCGUCUGGAGGAAGAGAACCUUUCGUUGAAAAAUCGGUUUCGCGAACUCGAAAAGGCCCAGGGAAUAAACCUGGUUUCGUACCCUGCUGUUACUGGAUCAGAGACACCCUCAGGAGCUUGCACGGUAUCUACCAACUCUGUUGUCACAUCGCCGGAUCUUUUUUCUCAUUCGAGUGAUUUUUCUCCAGAUUCACCACCGAACCCCUUAUUCCCUCCCGAGGGACUGCUUAGGCCACCUGAUGGAUUCAACCAACUUCGCCCUACAGGGCCACAACCUCAUUAUGCAGACACUUUUCAAUACAACCAGCCUCAAGACUAUGACUGCGCACCGUUAGAAACCUCUCACACGGCCACUACUUCCGAUUCACACACCACCUCACGCGGACGACGACAGUUCAUGGGCAUCCCCAACAAGUUCAUGCUUGGUACCCUUGCCGGUAUCAUGGUCAUUGGCGGCUUUGAGAAUCACAGAUCUUCCGACCCAGACGAAAAGAAAGAACUUUUUGCCCUACCACUCCAAUUCCUCAGCAGCUUCUACCGCCUUGCCCUUCAGAAAAUCUACUUUAUCAAGGCCAAUUCCUGGCAGAUACGUGCCCUAUCGCAAUUUGCCCUAACCUCUCUUAUACUGUUUGGGUGUGCGUUUUUCGUGUUCCUAUACCUUUUCAACUCAAGACCAAAAAUAUCCCGAGUUCCUCUAAAACCGCUUAGAACUCGAAACUCUUCAUCGCAGCAGCAGGUUUCUACCUCUAGCUCAUUCACCGAGUUUCGACAAGAUGCAUGGCUUACGAGCAUACAAACCGUUGGUGUUCCGCGUCAUAACUUCUUCCCUGAAUGGUUUGCCGUCACAUCCCGCUGUUUAGAAUACUGUGUUAGGUGCCUGCUCGGAUGGAAACUAUAUUCCUUUGUUACUGGUAUCAGUGCGGAUGACGAGAAGGGCCGAGUUAAAGCUUGGGACAUCGCCCUUGAUGCCCAACUCACCGGAGGGGAUGCAGAAGUUAGCAAAAGCAGACUGGUUUUAACCAUUUUUGCUGCAGGCACUCUUCCCCGUAGCCCUGCUCGCAUGAUGCUUAAAGCAUUUCAUUGCAGGGUACUUUUAUGGAGAAUUGGCUCAUCCGACUCCUUGGCAUCCCGGAUUGCUAAUUACAUCGCUAAGAUGCUUGCAAAUUAUCAGUGGGAACUUGCCCAACGCAUGCACCAAAGGGGGCCGAAAAGGGGCGAGGACCCAUUACCAAGCCACCUUGCUUUCUUAUUAUCGAUGGAUUGUGACGAAGUAUUCACCGACACUAUCGUCCAGCGGGCCAGUAAUCUGGUUUGGAAUCGACCAACUCAGGAGGCAACAGAUGGCGAAGAUGCCUUGCUAGACGUUGUCGUCGAGGAUAGCGCCGUCCGCUCUCCCCUCGAUGUCCUUGCGGCAUGGUGGUCAAGCCGUGCGCUGCAAGAAGCCCUACUCAAAUCCCUAGACCUAGUGUCGGUUGACUCACCAAUCGAGAAACGCAAAUCAUUCGAGAGAAGCGUGGACAUAGCACUACAUUCUGCACCCAUCCCCUCAACGGCAUAUACCCGAGCAACUGUGGUGAAAGCCUUGUUUUUUGAAGAAGACAGGAUUAAGAAUGUCAAUACCGUUCUUGCAACACUGCCAGCUAGAGACUCGCAGAACUCUCGUUCGGCCUGUGGUUUGACAAACCUCCUUGAUUCUUCAAUUCCACCGUCCGCACGGGAUGAAAUAUUCAUUGGCGUGCGAUGCGCAAUGAUUGCUGCUAUAUUGCGAGGUCAAGUAGGAAAGGGUGAGGAUGAACCGAUAUCUUCCCCCUUUUCUCUUUCCAGUGCCAUCAAGCAAUUCAAUGCUGCUUCUGUUGAUGAAGUUGAACUCACCCUUCUUGGAUUUGCUUCUCACUAUUAUCUCCUCCACAUCACUGCCACUGACGAAAGACUACUGCCCUGCUCUUCUCUUGAAUCAUCUACCCAUUCGUCACUAACAGAAAUAAUGGGUAACUCGGAAACCACAACAAGCUUCAAGGAUGAGCAUGAUAUCCCCAUCCCUGAUCUUUCCCGAAUUGCUGCAGACCUGAUAUUCUGGGUACGAAAUGCAUAUAACCCAAUCUCCUCUGGCCUCAAUGCCAAACUUAUGGAGAAGGUUGUGGUAGACUGUGUUGAGGUAUGCCAUAACGCAGGCGUCGACAUCGAUAUCAGAAAAAUCCAACGUAUGAAGACCCAUCAGCGGGCACCAAGCGUUGGUCCCACGCAAACGUCAGUCGCCUCUUCAGAUUUUGAGGGUACGCCUAGCGGAGUUACCUUACCUGGAGCACAAGGCAGAAGAGAAAGCACUUUCAGCGACGAUACUGGGUACGGCAGCAUUGACUCUGAGGAGAACAAAGCUGUACCAUCUAAGACCCCGUUCUGA